AUGCCUCGCCACGACCGACUUAAAAAUGGUGGUGCCUUACUGCAAAGCAGUCGAGCCUGCGGAUACCCUUCUUCUCGUCUCCUUGUGUGGCGCUCUACCUUUAAUCAUGUCGCAUCUCGCCACGAGAGUAUCAUCAGCAACCACGCUUUCAACCAGCAGCUCGAAGUGUAUCUACCUUCCAGUGCUGGAAAGGCUGUUGCUCAACUCCUGCAGUGGGAGACGGGAUUCUAUUACGAAAUUAAGGCGUCAGUGGACAUGUUCUUAUCGCCAUCAUUUAUUCGCGAGUACCUCAUGGAAGGCAAUACUGCCUUUAUGUUGGCCAAGAACGCGGCCGUAGAUGCAUCGCAGUCGGCAAUGUUGCUUCCGUCGGGCCAGUUGCUGCUGCUGGUGGAUGUAGAUACAUACCAACAAUUAGGAUUAGUCGGGGAAAAAUAUGGCAAAGCGCUACCUGCCGCCUGCAGAUCUGCCCACCAAAAACGAGCCCAGAAGUACGUGAUCACACUAGAUUUGACUUCGCCGACAUUUGCGGAAGAUAAGGAAAACAAAGUUCGAGAUAAGGUGCGAACGUGUCUUCGAACGAAACUGCAGGAUCUAAAUAUGCUAUUGUGCGCAUAUAACCAGCGUGGAGCGCUCCGCACAAUCUUGUUUGAACACGAUCAAAUACAUCGUUCACGCUUGGAGCUGAACGCUGAUCUGACAACGUUCAGUGAUAUAUUUUUGCCUCACUUUGACGCAUUUUACUCUAAUUUAUGCGCGUUGGAAGAGCUUGGUGAAAGAGAUGGUGAGAAGCUGAGGACGUCAUUACAUGAGGCCUACGAAUGGUUGGGUCUUGUGGCUUGUGGACUCACCGACCUGCUUAAGAGGGAGAAACCGGAAGAUUACGUGUCGACAUUUACAGGCAUUCCUGAUUCGUUUGAAUGUGAAUCAGCAUGUGAAAUCACGACAGUAAGGUGGCGUGGUUUGCUAGCUGCUCCGUUUUGUAAUACUAUAGUCAAAAAGGUACAGCUUGCUGUGAAAAGAGGCGACCUGCCGUGGGGAGCGGUGACGGUCUGGGGCUUUCCUGAUGUUUUCGUGUCAUGGGUGCAGUCCAAAGCUAACAGCAGCAACGUGAAGAAAAAAGACUUACAGCGACGGGAGCAUGGCUUUCUGAGUAAUGGUAAGAAUAAUUACACCCUGUUAAUCUUACCAAACGAACAGUACUUCUUGCUGCAAGCUAUAGGUCCACAUGACGAGACAGUAUAG
Molecule: messenger RNA, 1242 nt
Organism: Plasmopara halstedii
Lineage: Eukaryota; Oomycota; Peronosporomycetes; Peronosporales; Peronosporaceae
Product: RPP40
Exons: 1
Coding region: 1-1242 (413 amino acids)
Biological process (GO): tRNA 5'-leader removal; tRNA 3'-end processing; endonucleolytic cleavage in ITS1 to separate SSU-rRNA from 5.8S rRNA and LSU-rRNA from tricistronic rRNA transcript (SSU-rRNA, 5.8S rRNA, LSU-rRNA)
Cellular component (GO): multimeric ribonuclease P complex; ribonuclease MRP complex
Molecular function (GO): ribonuclease P activity; ribonuclease MRP activity
Source: RefSeq, a predicted model, not a curated record